AUGGUUCAUUUCAAUCCUGGAUCCAUCUAUUAUUUUGAUUUAGACUUGCCUGUAGAACAAAGAUACUCAUCACUUUUUCCAAAGUAUGCCCUUUUAAUUAGAAAAUACUGUUAAAUUUGGUUGGAAACAAAUAAUCCUUCUUAGGAACAUCUAAAUAAUCUAAAAGUAUUAAACUUUAAAUGACUAUUAGCAACUAUUUGAGAAUCAUCCAGAUAAAGAAAUGCUUGAAUUUGUUAAAUAUUUUGCUAAAGAAUGUGGAAUUGAUGAGAGGUAAUGAUACAAUUUUAUAAGGUAAGCAUAAUUUUGUACAUACAAUUUAUGUAUGAUUUUGGAUUUGAUGAUUCUUUAUCUAUGGGAUGCACAAGUAUAUUGAUUAAUCAGGAGAAACCAUAUAUUGUGAGGAAUCUAGAUUGGGAUUUCAAUGAUGUCAUAAGGGCUUUAACAAUAAAUGCUAUUUAUAUAAAAAAUAAAUAAAUAGUAUCCAUUCAUUUAGCAAUAGUAUCUUAAUUAUUGACUCCUCACACUAUGUAAUGAAGUAGUAAUCAUAAAAUAGUAAGAACCAAUCAUUUGCUAUCAGUUUAAAUUUCUUGUGGCCUUAAUAUAAAGUGGAAUAAUAAUGGUAAAGUGUUCUAUAAAAUGUCAAUAUACCUAGUAUUGGAAGAUUGAUUUAUCGAUUAUCAGUCUCUAAUUAUCAAUAUGAUGAUUUGAAAAAUGUGCUAAAAGAUAUACUAGUAUAGCAUCAUGGUUUAUUGAAUAUUAUUGGAAACAAAAAAAAUUAAUGUGCAAUAUUUUAUAUUAAUGAUUGGUUUAACACAAAAAAAUAUCAAUUUUGUUAGGAAAUCUAAAAUAAUGAAGAUUAUCUUGUAUCUACAAAUGGAGAUUAUUUUUAAUUUAGUAUUGAGAGAUAUACAGCUGCUUAAUAAAACUUAAAAAAACAAAAAGAUUUUAGUAAUCCUAUAAAAAUUGUAGAGAAUGUUGCUUUUCAGUAUCCUAAUUAUAAUGAAACAACCAUUUUAACAACAAUCUUAGACUGCCAAUUAAAGUUACCAUUUGAUGUUUAUAUUAAAUGA
Molecule: messenger RNA, 1070 nt
Organism: Paramecium primaurelia
Lineage: Eukaryota; Ciliophora; Oligohymenophorea; Peniculida; Parameciidae
Source: the annotation of a GenBank genome assembly